This is a messenger RNA of Mustela lutreola (European mink), 2371 nucleotides long. RefSeq names its product acyloxyacyl hydrolase (gene AOAH). The transcript has 21 exons. Gene Ontology annotation, biological process: lipopolysaccharide catabolic process; negative regulation of inflammatory response. Lineage: Eukaryota; Metazoa; Chordata; Mammalia; Carnivora; Mustelidae. Gene Ontology annotation, molecular function: calcium ion binding; acyloxyacyl hydrolase activity. Bases 409 to 2136 code for a protein of 575 amino acids. The record is from RefSeq and is a predicted model, not a curated record.
GGUUCCCCGUGCUUCUGACUGACUUCAGCUGGCGAGCACAGAAGGGCACGUUGUUGCCGCUGCGGCCACCUGGGUCUGUCCUUGGCUUCAGCUUGUAACUCAGAAACCCUGCCUCCCGCCUCCCAGAGACUCUUCGCAGCUCUUAACCGGGCGCAGGCCUCUGGCUCUCGCUGGGGGUUCCGCAAGAGGAACAAGGGGGUCUGUGAGUGUUUGUAUGUUUUUCUAGUCCCUUCACACUUAUGAAAAGUGUGUCUAUGUGAGAGUGUGGGGCAUGUGUGGUGGGAGUGUUUCCAAGAGAGGACGUGAGAGGAGGGGAGCUUGAGCAAGAGCUUCUGUGGCCCCAGCUUCGGCGUCCCUCAGAGGGCGGCCUCUCUACGCAGGCUGAUCUCUCUGGUGCACAGCCCUGAGAUGAAGUCCCUCUGGAAUAUCCUUUUGGCGACGACUCUGUCCUUACUCCUGCCCCUUCACACAUUGGCCUCUCCAGCCUCUGACGACCAGCCCAGCACUGGACACUCCAAGGGCCACACUUGCGUAGCCUGCGUGGUGGUAGUUUCUGUGAUUGAACAACUUGCUCAAGUUCACAACUCCACGGUGGAGGCCUCCAUGGAGAGACUCUGCAGCUACCUGCCGGAAAAGCUGUUCUUGAAGACGACCUGCUAUUUAGUGAUAAGAAUGUUUGGACCGGACCUCAUAAAACUGCUUAGCGCAAAUAUUAAUGCUGAUGUGGUGUGUCAUACCCUGGAGUUUUGUAAGCAGGACCCCGGCCAACCAUUGUGUCAUCUCUAUCCGCUUCCCAAGGAGCCAUGGAAAUUUACAUUAGAGAAGGCGAGACAGAUUGUGAAGAAAUCCCCCAUUCUGAAACAUUCCAGAAGUAGUUCUGAUAUUUGUUCGCUCCCAUUUUUGGCCAAGAUCUGUCAGAGGAUUAAAUCAACGAUACAAAAUUCUGUGCCAUUCAAAGAUGUAGAUUCAGACAAACACAGCAUUUUCCCAACGCUGAGGGGCUACCACUGGCGAGGGAGAGACUGCAAUGACAGCAACAGGAUGGCAUACCCGGGCAGAAGGCCAGACAACUGGGAUAUACACGAGGAUUCAAACUGUAAUGGCAUUUGGGGUGUUGAUCCAAAAGAUGGAAUUCCAUAUGAGAAGAAGUUCUGUGAAGGUUCACAGCCCAGGGGAAUCAUUCUGCUGGGAGACUCAGCUGGGGCUCAUUUUCACAUCUCUCCCGAAUGGAUCACAGCUUCACAGAUGUCUUUGAAAUCCUUCAUCGAUUUACCAGUAGCUCUUACCAAUGAGCUCGACUGGCCCCAGCUCUCUGGUGUUACUGGGUUUCUGGACUCCAUUAGUGGAAUUAAAGAAAACUCUGUUUACCUUCGAUUACGGAAAAGAAACCACUGCAAUCACAGAGACUACCAGAAUAUUUCAAGAAAUGGUGGAUCUUCCCAAAACCUGGAGAAAUUUCUAGAGACUUUGUCUAGGAACCAACUGUUGGACCAUCCAGCCAUUGUCAUAUAUGCCAUGAUCGGAAACGAUGUCUGCAAUGGGAAAGUUGACCCCAUCCCAGAAAUGACCACUCCUGAGAAACUGUACUCCAGUAUCAUGCAGACUCUGAAGUAUCUCAAUUCCCACCUGCCAAAUGGCAGCCAUGUUAUUUUAUACGGCUUACCAGAUGGAACAUUUCUCUGGGAUAAUUUGCACAACAGAUAUUAUCCUCUCGGCCAGCUCAAUAAGGAUGUGACCUAUGCACAUUUCUACUCCUUCCUGAACUGUCUCCAGGUCAGCCCCUGCCACAGCUGGAUGUCCUCCAACAAGACGCUCCGGACUCUCACUUCAGAGAGAGCAAAACAACUCUCCGAUACACUGAAAAAAAUUGCGGCCAGCCAGAAAUUUACGAACUUCGAUCUUCUCUACGUGGAUUUUGACUUCCAAGAAGUCACGGAGGAGUGGCGGAAGCAAGGCGGGCAGCCCUGGCAGCUCAUUGAACCGGUCGAUGGAUUCCACCCCAAUGAGGUGGCUUCCCAGCUGUUGGCAGAUAGCUUCUGGAAGAAGGUGCAGCUCCAGUGGCCCCAGGUUCUGGGAAAGGAGAAUCCGUUCAACUCACAGAUCGAACAGGUGUUUGGAGACCAAGGGGGCCACUGAGUGCCUCUAGGAGACCCACUCCUGGGAAGCUCAGGGAAGCAAGAACUUGAGUGAAUUCAUUCAACAGAUGGUUAUGGGGCUGCCAUUUUGCCGGCCCAUAGGACCCUCUUUCACAGCAAUUUUGCAAAGUGCUUUUCUCUCAUUUUGGAGUCUAUCUGAAUGGCAGUGUGAUGCUGAGUGUUUUCUGUUUGUCCCUCAAAUCACCUUUAAUAAAGUGUUGUGGCUGCCAUUCCAA